UGACACUUCGCAGCGCCAGACACGUAAGCUGUUAAAACGGGAGUAGACAGUCCGUAUAUUUCUAUAAUGACAAUAGGUCUGUCUUCGAGUCGCGUCUGUGCCAAGUGCGCUAUGGAAUCGACCACUUUCGUGCGCAUUGGAAUAUAGGGAUUUGGAAUAGACCACUUUCGUGCAAAUUGGAAUAGGGAUUUGGAAUAGACCACUUUAGAUAUACUUGUUUUUAUAGGUUAGCAUAAUUGUUCGUGGGUGGUAUGCCAUCAGAAAUAGGCCUACGUUUGAGUGGAGAUUAUACACGGGUUAAUGUUUCAGAACAUCUUAACAUUUCAGAAAGUCUAAGUUCCAGGACCUGUUGGUCGCGUUGUGUAAAUCCUUUUGGAGCCAAAAAGUGCAGACACAUCUCAUCUCUUUCCUGGCCCGCGUUUUGCCAUAGAGAACGGAUCAUGGUGGCCUUCAAGGGUAUCUGGACGCAGGAGUUCUGGCGUUGCGUCGGGGCGGAGUUCCUGGCCAUGAUGAUGUUCGUCCUCCUGAGCCUGGGUUCCACCAUCAACUGGGCGGUUAAGGAGGAGCGUCCAGCCCAGCCUGACAUUGUCCUUAUAUCUCUUUGCUUCGGACUCAGCAUCGCUACCAUGGUCCAGUGCUUUGGACACAUCAGCGGGGCCCAUAUUAACCCCGCCGUGACCGCUGCGAUGGUUGUGACCCGGAGACUAAGCCUCGCAAAGGCUGUGUUUUACCUCCUUUCCCAGUGUCUGGGGGCUGUGGCAGGGGCAGCUGUGCUCUAUGAGGUAUCUCCACCAGCCGUCAGGGGCGGAAUGGGCGUCACAUUGGUAAACACCAGUAUUUCUGUGGGCCACGCCCUGGUGGUAGAACUCUUCAUCACAUUUGAGCUGGUCUUCACAGUGUUCGCUACCUGUGACCCCAAACGCAACGACCUGAAGGGCUCGGCCGCCCUGGCCAUAGGUUUCUCUGUCUGCAUCGGACACCUGUUUGCUAUUCCCUACACUGGUGCCAGUAUGAACCCUGCUCGUUCACUUGGGCCUGCUGUGGUCACCUGGAGCUGGGAGAACCACUGGGUGUACUGGGUCGGCCCGUUGCUGGGAGGUGUGAUAGCUGCAGCUCUAUAUGUCUACCUGUUCUGUCCAGACCCUGAGAUGAAGAGAUGUUAUACUGAAGUCCUCUCCAAGACCGGCUUCAAUUCCUCAAAAUACCAUGAUGUUCAGAGCAGUUUCAGAACAGACUGCGACAAACUGGUCAAAGAACUGCCUUUCACCGUGAUGGAUGUGGAGAGAGCUGAACAGAGGGAGAGGGAAGUUCUCUCUUCUGUAUGACUAGUGAGGUGUGCUGAGAGAACAGAGCACACCGCUGUACAGUCAUCUGACCCUGACAUAUACCCUUCCCUUAAAGAGACUGACCUGUUGUCCUGACUGUAAAAUAUACCCUUCCCUUAAAGAGACUGACCUGUUGUCCUGACUGUAAAAUAUACCCUUCCCUUAAAGAGACUGACCUGUUGUCCUGACUGUAAAAUAUACCCUUCCCUUAAAGAGACUGACCUGUUGUCCUGACUGUAAAAUAUACCCUUCCCUUAAAGAGACUGACCUGUUGUCCUGACUGUAAAAUAUACCCUUCCCUUAAAGAGACUGACCUGUUGUCCUGACUGUAAAAUAUACCCUUCCCUUAAAGAGACUGACCUGUUGUCCUUACUCUAAAAUAUACCUGUCCCAUAAAGAGACUGACCUGUUGUCCUUACUCUAAUAUAUACCUGUCCCAUAAAGAGACUGACCUGUUGUCCUGACUGUAAAAUAUACCCUUCCCUUAAAGAGACUGACCUUUUGUCCUUACUCUAAAAUAUACCUGUCCCAUAAAGAGACUGACCUGUUGUCCUUACUCUAAAAUAUACCUGUCCCAUCAAGAGACUGACCUGUUAUCCUUACUCUAAAAUAUACCCUUCCUUUAAAGAGACUGACCUGUUUUCCUGACUCUAAAAUAUGCUCUUCCCUUAACUAGACUUAACUCUUGUCUUGCCCUUAUAAUAUACCCGUCCCUUAAAGAGACUGACCUGUUGGCCUGACUCUAAAAUAUGACCUGACUCUUCCCUUAACCACACUGACUUCCUGUCCUGCCACUGAAAUAUACCUUUUCUUAAUGACACUGACCUCUUAAUGAGACAAAGAUGAAUAAUGAUUAUUGGAGGCAGACUGGAUGAAUGUAUUCUACUGUUGCUAUUGCUUUUCCUUUGUUUUAUCGACUUUCUACAUUUAAUCAGACUCAUGCACGAUGACCCUCCUCAGUCUUCAGUUAUUAGUCUAGUGUAAUUGAUGUUAUUGUAUAUAAAGCAGAUUAUGAUAACUGCUAAGCCAUGUUGGACAUGCCUGGAGUUUCAUAUCAGUUUCCUUCCCUGAGCUGUGCUUCAGCACAUUGUGGUACCUCAUAACAAAUAAAGUUAGCUGGCUGAUGGAUUGGUUAA
Molecule: messenger RNA, 2461 nt
Organism: Esox lucius (northern pike)
Lineage: Eukaryota; Metazoa; Chordata; Actinopteri; Esociformes; Esocidae
Product: aquaporin-4
Exons: 5
Coding region: 252-1325 (357 amino acids)
Biological process (GO): transmembrane transport
Cellular component (GO): basolateral plasma membrane; plasma membrane
Molecular function (GO): water channel activity
Source: RefSeq, a predicted model, not a curated record